GCCGCUCCGUGCAGCUCUGCGCCCCCCCCGCGGGCGGUGCCUGCGCUUGCCCCGCCCCCUCGGGCGAGGCCCCGCCCCCGGCGCCGCCCCGGCCCGCGUGUCCCCGCGGCUGCAGCGACCAGGGCCGGUGCGAGCGGGGCCGCUGCCGCUGCUUCCCGGGCUGGAGCGGCCCCGACUGCGGCACGGCCGCCUGCGCGCCCGGCUGGGGCGGCGCCCGCUGCCACGUGGAGGUGCCCUGGGUGUCACCCCGCCUGGCCUCCCGCACGCCGACGUCGCUGCGCAUCACCUGGGGCCAGCCCCCGGUGCCACCCGACGGCUACCGGGUGACACUGGUGCCACUGGAUGACCCGGUGGCCAUGACGACGCACGAGCUGCCCAGCUCCGCCGUCGCCUUCUCGGUGACAGGGCUGUCCCCAGGCCGCCCCUUCGAGCUGCUGGUGCAGGCCCGGCGGGGGCCGCACCUGGGGGCACCCGGGGUCCUGCGGCUGCGCACAGCGCUCACCCCGUCCGUGCCCCACCACGAGGGGUCCCCGGGGUCACCUCAGGGCUCCCUGGGGUCCCCAGCAGUGGCACCAUCAGCCCGAGGAGCCCCAGAGUCCCCAGGGUCCCCAGGGUCACCGGUGUCACCCCUGUCGCCAGACUUGUCCCUGGGGUCACCCGGGUCCUUGGGGUCACCAGCAUCUCCCAAGGUUCCAGCAUCUCCAGCAGCUCGAGGGUCCCUGGGAUCGCCAGCUCCCGCGAGGUCACCGGUGCCACCAGAGCGCCCAGGGUCACCGGUGCCACCAGAGUCCCCAGGGUCACCAGUGUCACCAGAGUCCCCAGGGUCACCUGACCUGGUGGCCCGGCUGUCCCCGUACGGUGGCUCCCUGCUGCAGCGUCUCGAGAGCCACCUCCGGGCCACCAAGUUCCCUCUGCGUGGCAACCAGACGGUGCCGGGGGUGGCCCGUGCCAUCCUGGCCUACAUCCUGCGGCGGCACCCGGGGGACGGUGGAAACCAGGUGGAAGUGCUGGAAUGGGGGGACUUGGACAGGAUGAAGGUGACGGAGCCAUGGAGGGACGUGAGGAAAACAGUCAAACCAGAGCCAGAAGAGCAGCGUCCAUCCCGGCCAGCCCUGGGUGACCUGAGGGUCUCGAGUGUCACGCCCAGCUCUGUGCAGCUGCACUGGAGCGUCCCCCAGGGCUCCUUUGACUCCUUCACGCUGCAGUACCGGGAUGCCCAGGGCCAGCCCCAGGCCCUGCCCAUCGAUGGCGGGUCCCGCUCGGUGACAGUGCCAGGGCUGUCCCCGUCCCGCCGGUACCGCUUCCACCUCUACGGGCUGAGGGGUGAGAAGAGGAUCGACCGUGUCUCCAUUGAUGUCAUCACAGCUGCAGAAGAGCCAGAGGAGCAGAACUUGCCCUCAGAGGAGCCCCAACAGGAGAAACCCCAAACUGAGCCCCCAGCAUCAGAGUCAUUCCCAGCAGGAGCAGAGCUGGGGGAGCUGAGGGUCUCGAGUGUCACGCCCAGCUCUGUGCAGCUGCACUGGAGCGUCCCCGAAGGCUCCUUUGACUCCUUCACGCUGCAGUACCGGGAUGCCCAGGGCCAGCCCCAGGCCCUGCCCAUCGAUGGCGGGUCCCGCUCGGUGACAGUGCCAGGGCUGUCCCCGUCCCGCCGGUACCGCUUCCACCUCUACGGGCUGAGGGGCAGGAAGAAGAUCAACCAUGUGUCCACCGAGGUCAUGACGGCCACUGAAGAACCCUUGCCCUCAGAGGAGCGUCAAGUUGAAAUGCCCCAAACAGAGUCCCCGGCACCUGAGGCACCCCCAGCACAGGCAGUGCUGGAAGACCUGAGGGUCUCGAGUGUCACGCCCAGCUCUGUGCAGCUGCACUGGAGCGUCCCCCAGGGCUCCUUUGACUCCUUCACGCUGCAGUACCGGGAUGCCCAGGGCCAGCCCCAGGCCCUGCCCAUCGAUGGCGGGUCCCGCUCGGUGACAGUGCCAGGGCUGUCCCCGUCCCGCCGGUACCGCUUCCACCUCUACGGGCUGAGGGGCAGGAAGAAGAUCGACCAUGUGUCCACCGAGGCUGUGACGGAUGAGGGAGAAGGUCAGAGGGCACUCCCAGCAAGAGCAGAGCUGGGGGAGCUGAGGGUCUCGAGUGUCACAUCCAGCUCUGUGCAGCUGCACUGGAGCGUCCCCGAGGGCUCCUUUGACUCCUUCACGCUGCAGUACCGGGAUGCCCAGGGCCAGCCCCAGGCCCUGCCCAUCGAUGGCGGGUCCCGCUCGGUGACAGUGCCAGGGCUGUCCCCGUCUCGCCGGUACCGCUUCCACCUCUACGGGCUGAGGGGCAGGAAGAAGAUCGACCAUGUGUCCACCGAGGUCAUCACGGGAGCUGCAGAAGAGCCAGAGGAACAGCCCCUGCCCACAGAGGAACCGCAGCAUGAGAAACCCCAAACUGAGUCCCCCACACCUGAGGCCACUCCAGCACUGGAAGACCUGAGGGUGUCUGGUGUCACAUCCAGCUCUGUGCAGCUGCACUGGAGCGUCCCCGAGGGCUCCUUUGACUCCUUCACGCUGCAGUACCGGGAUGCCCAGGGCCAGCCCCAGGCCCUGCCCAUCGAUGGCGGGUCCCGCUCGGUGACAGUGCCAGGGCUGUCCCCGUCCCGCCGGUACCUCUUCCACCUCUACGGGCUGAGGGGCAGGAAGAAGAUUAUCCACAUUUCAACCGAGGUCAUGACAGGAGCUGCAGAAGAGCCAGAGGAACUGCCCAUGCCAACAGAGGAACCGCAGCAUGAGAAACCCCAUACUGAGGCCCCCACACCUGAGGCCACUCCAGCACUGGAAGACCUGAGGGUGUCUGGUGUCACAUCCAACUCUGUGCAGCUGCACUGGAGCGUCCCCCAGGGCUCCUUUGACUCCUUCACGCUGCAGUACCGGGAUGCCCAGGGCCUGCCCCAGGCCCUGCCCAUCGAUGGCGGGUCCCGCUCGGUGACAGUGCCAGGGCUGUCCCCGUCCCGCCUGUACCGCUUCCACCUCUACGGGCUGAGGGGCAGGAAGAAGAUCGACCAUGUCUCCACCGAGGCUGUGACAGCCAUGGAAGAACCCCUGCCCUCAGAGGAACCGCAGCAUGAGAAACCCCAAACUGAGUCCCCAGCAUCUGAGGCCACCCCAGCACUGGAAGACCUGAGGGUGUCUGGUGUCACAUCCAACUCUGUGGAGCUGCACUGGAGCGUCCCCCAGGGCUCCUUUGACUCCUUCACGCUGCAGUACCGGGAUGCCCAGGGCCAGCCCCAGGCCCUGCCCAUCGAUGGUGGGUCCCGCUCGGUGACAGUGCCAGGGCUGUCCCCAUCCCGCCGGUACCGCUUCCACCUCUACGGACUGAGGAGAGGCAAAAGGAUUGACCGUGUGUCCACCGAGGCUGUGACAGGAGCUGCAGAAGAGCCAGAGGAACAGCCCCUGCCCACAGAGGAACCGCAGCAUGAGAAACCCCAAACUGAGUCCCCCACACCUGAGGCCACUCCAGCACUGGAAGACCUGAGGGUGUCUGGUGUCACAUCCAGCUCUGUGCAGCUGCACUGGAGCGUCCCCGAGGGCUCCUUUGACUCCUUCACGCUGCAGUACCGGGAUGCCCAGGGCCAGCCCCAGGCCCUGCCCAUCGAUGGCGGGUCCCGCUCGGUGACAGUGCCAGGGCUGUCCCCGUCCCGCCGGUACCUCUUCCACCUCUACGGGCUGAGGGGCAGGAAGAAGAUUAUCCACAUUUCAACCGAGGUCAUGACAGGAGCUGCAGAAGAGCCAGAGGAACUGCCCAUGCCAACAGAGGAACCGCAGCAUGAGAAACCCCAUACUGAGGCCCCCACACCUGAGGCCACUCCAGCACUGGAAGACCUGAGGGUGUCUGGUGUCACAUCCAACUCUGUGCAGCUGCACUGGAGCGUCCCCCAGGGCUCCUUUGACUCCUUCACGCUGCAGUACCGGGAUGCCCAGGGCCUGCCCCAGGCCCUGCCCAUCGAUGGCGGGUCCCGCUCGGUGACAGUGCCAGGGCUGUCCCCGUCCCGCCUGUACCGCUUCCACCUCUACGGGCUGAGGGGCAGGAAGAAGAUCGACCAUGUCUCCACCGAGGCUGUGACAGCCAUGGAAGAACCCCUGCCCUCAGAGGAACCGCAGCAUGAGAAACCCCAAACUGAGUCCCCAGCAUCUGAGGCCACCCCAGCACUGGAAGACCUGAGGGUGUCUGGUGUCACAUCCAACUCUGUGGAGCUGCACUGGAGCGUCCCCCAGGGCUCCUUUGACUCCUUCACGCUGCAGUACCGGGAUGCCCAGGGCCAGCCCCAGGCCCUGCCCAUCGAUGGUGGGUCCCGCUCGGUGACAGUGCCAGGGCUGUCCCCAUCCCGCCGGUACCGCUUCCACCUCUACGGACUGAGGAGAGGCAAAAGGAUUGACCGUGUGUCCACCGAGGCUGUGACAGGUGAGGGGGAAGGUCAGAGCGAUGGAAGGAUCACAAAAUGGAGACCUCUAGGCAUCCCAUGCCCAUCACAUACCCAGCAGCAGGCACCCGUUGACUCAGCACCAUCUGAUCAACCAUCAACCCUUCCACCAACCCAUUGUCUGGCACCUCCCAUCAUCCAUCAUCCACCACCACCCAGCAGGAACCAUCAAUUACCCAUCGUCAUCCAUCCCACUGAAGAACCCUUGCCCUCAGAGGAGCCUCAAGUGGAAAAGCCCCAAACGGAGUCCCCGGCACCUGAGGCACUCCCAGCAAGAGCAGAGCUGGGGGACCUGAGGGUCUCCAGUGUCACAUCCAACUCUGUGGAGCUGCAGUGGAGCGUCCCUGAAGGAUCGUUUGACUCCUUCCUGCUGCAGUACCGGGAUGCCCAGGGCCAGCUCCAAGGAAGGAAGAAGAUCGACUGUGUGUCCACCGAUGUCAUGACAGGAGCUGCAGAAGAGCCAGAGGAACUGCCCCUGUCCACAAAGGAACCACAGCAGGAGAAACCCCAUACUGAGGCCCCCACACCUGAGGCACUCCCAGCAAGAGCAGAGCUGGGGGAGCUGAGGGUCUCGAGUGUCACACCCAGCUCUGUGCAGCUGCACUGGAGCAUCCCCCAGGGCUCCUUUGACUCCUUCACGCUGCAGUACCGGGAUGCCCAGGGCCAGUCCCAGGCCCUGCCCAUCGAUGGCGGGUCCCGCUCGGUGACAGUGCCAGGGCUGUCCCCGUCCCGCCGGUACCGCUUCCACCUCUACGGGCUGAGGGGCAGGAAGAAGAUCGACCAUGUGUCCACCGAGGUCAUCACGGGAGCUGCAGAAGAGCCAGAGGAACAGCCCCUGCCCACAGAGGAACCACAGCAGGAGAAACCCCAAACUGAGGCCCCCACACCUGAGGCACUCCCAGCAAGAGCAGAGCUGGGGGAGCUGAGGGUCUCGAGUGUCACGCCCAGCUCUGUGCAGCUGCACUGGAGCGUCCCCCAGGGCUCCUUUGACUCCUUCACGCUGCAGUACCGGGAUGCCCAGGGCCAGCCCCAGGCCCUGCCCAUCGAUGGCGGGUCCCGCUCGGUGACAGUGCCAGGGCUGUCCCCGUCCCGCCGGUACCGCUUCCACCUCUACGGGCUGAGGGGAGGCAAAAGGAUUGAGCGUGUCUCCACCGACACUGUCACAGCCACUGAAGAACCCUUGCCCUCAGAGGAGCCUCAAGUGGAAAAGCCCCAAACGGAGUCCCCGGCACCUGAGGCACUCCCAGCAAGAGCAGAGCUGGGGGACCUGAGGGUCUCCAGUGUCACAUCCAACUCUGUGGGGCUGCAGUGGAGCGUCCCUGAAGGAUCGUUUGACUCCUUCACGCUGCAGUACCGGGAUGCCCAGGGCCAGCUCCAAGCCCUGCCCAUCGAUGGCGGGUCCCGCUCGGUGACAGUGCCAGGGCUCUCCCCUUCUCAGUGGUACCGCUUCCACCUCUGUGGUUUGCAGGGAAGGAAGAAGAUCGACUGUGUGUCCACCGAUGUCAUGACAGGAGCUGCAGAAGAGCCAGAGGAACAGCCCCGGCCCACAGAGGAACCACAGCAGGAGAAACCCCAAACUGAGGCCCCCACACCUGAGGCACUCCCAGCAAGAGCAGAGCUGGGGGAGCUGAGGGUCUCGAGUGUCACGCCCAGCUCUGUGCAGCUGCACUGGAGCGUCCCCCAGGGCUCCUUUGACUCCUUCACGCUGCAGUACCGGGAUGCCCAGGGCCAGCCCCAGGCCCUGCCCAUCGAUGGCGGGUCCCGCUCGGUGACAGUGCCAGGGCUGUCCCUGUCCCGCCGGUACCGCUUCCACCUCUACGGGCUGAGGGGCAGGAAGAAGAUCGACCAUGUGUCCACCGAGGUCAUCACGGGUAAGGGAGAAGUUCAAGAGGAGGAAGGCCGGGUGGAUGAAUGGAUGAAGAAUAAUGGAUAUAUGAGGGAUGAAGGAAUGUUGCCAGGGCUGUCCCCAUCCCGCCGGUACCGCUUCCACCUCUACGGACUGAGGGGAGGCAGAAGAAUUGAGCGUGUCUCCACCGACACUGUCACAGGAGCUGCAGAAGAGCCAGAGGAGCGGCCCCUGCCCACAGAGGGACCGCAGCAGGAGAAUCCCCAAACUGAGGCCCCCACACCUGAGGCCACCCCAGCACUGGAAGACCUGAGGGUGUCUGGUGUCACAUCCAAUUCUGUGGAGCUACAGUGGAGCGUCCCCCAGGGCUCCUUUGACUCCUUCACGCUGCAGUACCGGGAUGCCCAGGGCCAGCCCCAGGGAAGGAAGAAGAUUGACCGUGUGUCCACCGAUGUCAUGACAGGAGCAGCAGAAGAGCCAGAGGAACUGCCCCUGUCCACAAAGGAACCACAGCAGGAGAAACCCCAAACUGAGGCCCCCACAUCUGAGGCCACUCCAGCACUGGAAGACCUGAGGGUGUCUGGUGUCACAUCCAACUCUGUGCAGCUGCACUGGAGCGUCCCCGAGGGCUCCUUUGACUCCUUCACGCUGCAGUACCGGGAUGCCCAGGGCCAGCCCCAGGCCCUGCCCAUCGAUGGCGGGUCCCGCUCGGUGACAGUGCCAGGGCUGUCCCCGUCCCGCCGGUACCGCUUCCACCUCUACGGGCUGAGGGGCAGGAAGAAGAUCGACCAUGUGUCCACCGAGGUCAUCACGGGUGAGGGAGAAGGUCAAGAGGAGGAAGGCCGGGUGGAUGAAUGGAUGAAGAAUAAUGGAUAUAUGAGGAGAUGGAGGGCUGAAGGAAUGUGGGGAAGGUCACAGGGAUGGAAGGAUCACAAAAUGGACACAUCAAGGGAUGCCCAUCACACGCCCACCAACCAGCAGCUAUUGACUCAGCACCAUCUGGUCAACCAUCAACCCUUCCACCAACCCAACGACCAGCACCUCCCAUCAUCCAUCAUUCACCAGCAGCAGCCGGAACCAUCAAUUAUCAAUUUUCAUCCAUCAUCUUCAUCUACCAUGAAUCCCCAUCAUCGUCAUCCAUCAAUUUUCAUGAAUCCAUCCAUCCUGCCAUGCUUCCCUCAUCCUCUGUCCAUCAAGGAUGGUUUCAGUGAUAAAUCAAUGGAAGCCAGCGAAGAACCCUUGCCCUCAGAGGAGCCUCAAGUGGAAAAGCCGCAAACUGAGUCCCUGUCACCCGAGGCACUCCCAGCAAGAGCAGAGCUGGGGGAGCUGAGGGUCUCCAGUGUCACACCCAGCUCUGUGGAGCUACAGUGGAGCGUCCCCGAGGGCUCCUUUGACUCCUUCACGCUGCAGUACCGGGAUGCCCAGGGCCAGCCCCAGGCCCUGCCCAUCGAUGGCGAGUCCCGCUCGGUGACAGUGCCAGGGCUGUCCCCGUCCCGCCGGUACCGCUUCCAACUCUACGGGUUACAAAGUGGCAAAAGGAUUGACCACGUGUCCACUGAUGUCGUGACAGAUGCAGCAGUUCCAGAGCAGCUGCCCCUACCCUCACAGGAGCCCCAACUUGAAGACCACAACCCUGAGCAGCCCCAAACUGAGUCCAGCCAGGGACAGGUGGUGCUGGGUGACCUGAGGGUUUCGAGUGUCACGCCCAGCUCUGUGCAGCUGCACUGGAGCGUCCCCCAGGGCUCCUUUGACUCCUUCACGCUGCAGUACCGGGAUGCCCAGGGCCAGCCCCAGGCCCUGCCCAUCGAUGGCGGGUCCCGCUCGGUGACAGUGCCAGGGCUGUCCCCGUCCCGCCGGUACCGCUUCCACCUCUACGGGCUGAGGGGCAGGAAGAAGAUCGACCAUGUGUCCACCGAGGCUGUGACAGCUGACCCAGAGGAUCUGUCCCCACCCUCAAUGGACACCCCAACUGGCGGCCCCCCAGAUGAGGAUCACGACACUGCACAUCCCCAAACUGAGGCCCCUCCAUCUGCAGCCCCUCCGGCACAGGCGGUGCUGGAAGACCUGAGGGUCUCGAGUGUCACGCCCAGCUCUGUGCAGCUGCACUGGAGCGUCCCCCAGGGCUCCUUUGACUCCUUCACUCUGCAGUACCGGGAUGCCCAGGGCCAGCCCCAGGCCCUGCCCAUCGAUGGCGGGUCCCGCUCGGUGACAGUGCCAGGGCUGUCCCCGUCCCGCCGGUACCGCUUCCACCUCUACGGGCUGAGGGGCAGGAAGAAGAUCGACCAUGUGUCCACCGAGGCUGUGACAGCUGACCCAGAGGAUCUGUCCCCACCCUCAAUGGACACCCCAACUGGGGGCCCCCCAGAUGAGGAUCACGACACUGCACAUCCCCAAACUGAGGCCCCUCCAUCUGCAGCCCGCCCGGCACAGGCGGUGCUGGAAGACCUGAGGGUCUCGAGUGUCACGCCCAGCUCUGUGGAGCUGCACUGGAGCGUCCCCCAGGGCUCCUUUGACUCCUUCACGCUGCAGUACCGGGAUGCCCAGGGCCAGCCCCAGGCCCUGCCCAUCGAUGGCGGGUCCCGCUCGGUGACAGUGCCAGGGCUGUCCCCGUCCCGCCGGUACCGCUUCCACCUCUACGGGCUGAGGGGCAGGAAGAAGAUCGACCAUGUGUCCACCGAGGCUGUGACAGCCAACUUGGAUGAGCCACCCAUGCCUUCAGCACAUCUCCAACCUGCGGAACCCCAACCUAAAGAUCCCCCAGCUGGGUCCCCAUCAAGUGACACCGCCCCGACCCGGGCAGUGCUGGGUGACCUGAGGGUCUCAAGUGUCACGCCCAGCUCUGUGCAGCUGCACUGGAGCGUCCCCCAGGGCUCCUUUGACUCCUUCACGCUGCAGUACCGGGAUGCCCAGGGCCAGCCCCAGGCCCUGCCCAUCGAUGGCGGGUCCCGCUCGGUGACAGUGCCAGGGCUGUCCCUGUCCCGCCGGUACCGCUUCCACCUCUACGGGCUGAGGGGCAGGAAGAAGAUCGACCAUGUGUCCACCGAGGUCAUCACGGGAGCUGCAGAAGAGCCAGAGGAACAGCCCCUGCCCACAGAGGAACCGCAGCAGGAGAAACCCCAAACUGAGGCCCCCACACCUGAGGCCACUCCAGCACUGGAAGACCUGAGGGUGUCUGGUGUCACAUCCAACUCUGUGGAGCUGCACUGGAGCGUCCCCCAGGGCUCCUUUGACUCCUUCACGCUGCAGUACCGGGAUGCCCAGGGCCAGCCCCAGGCCCUGCCCAUCGAUGGCGGGUCCCGCUCGGUGACAGUGCCAGGGCUGUCCCCGUCCCGCCGGUACCGCUUCCACCUCUACGGGCUGAGGGGUGGCACCAGGACCGAGCACGUCUCCACCGAGGCCGUCACUGGCACCCCCGGCAGCCUCAGGGUGGACUCCGUGUGGCCCCGCAGCGCCCGAGUGCUCUGGGAGCCCCAGCCCGGCCCCAGCGACGGCUUCGAGCUGGAGUACGGCCCCACCGGGGGACCCCAAAAGGUAACGGGACCCCAAAAACCCCAAAUGGCCCCAAAAAGGACCCCAAAAACCCCAAAAUGGAACCAGGAAGGAUCCCCAAAAAGGAUCCCCAAAAAGCCCAGAACG
This is a messenger RNA of Melospiza melodia melodia, 9938 nucleotides long. Its product is annotated as tenascin-X-like. The record is from RefSeq and is a predicted model, not a curated record. Gene Ontology annotation, biological process: regulation of cell adhesion; neuron projection development. NCBI's taxonomy places the organism in Eukaryota, Metazoa, Chordata, Aves, Passeriformes, Passerellidae. The transcript has 34 exons. Gene Ontology annotation, molecular function: protein binding. The annotation marks the transcript as partial.